CGCAACUCCUCUUUCUCUCUAAUCCUCGCCGGCUGUGGUUUGCUGGAGAGCAAAGUCUACCAACUGGGCUGGCUGGUAGACGGCAGCGAUUUCUGCACUUCGUAGUAAGAACCGUCCCUCGUUUACCAGGCGGGACAUCUCCCUCUCUGAGCUACAUGUUCACAGCAUCAAGACUACAAGGAUACAAGGAGGACGAGAGCGAAUCGAAGAUGACAGAGACGCCGACCGAUUAUCCCCCGACGACCCCGGGCGUUUUCGUCAAUGAGAACGCCUCAUAUAACAUCACCGCAACCUCAGACCCGGACAUGGACUACAAUGCACAGUCACGAAUAGUGGCCCUGGUAGUCAUGGUAACGGUGGGUUUCCUCGGCAACAUCUUGGUGUAUCUGUGGAUGUGGGUGAACCGUCGGAAGAAGUCUCGCGUGAACCAGCUGAUCCUGGGGCUGGCCGUGGCCGACCUGUCGGUUGUGACCUUCACCAUGCUGACCCAGAUCAUCUGGGAGUCGCUGGACGAGGUGUGGCUGGCGGGGAACGUCAUGUGCAAGGUCAUCAAGGUCCUGCAGGUCAUGGGCAUGAUGGCCUCCUCCAACAUGAUCGUGGUCAUCGCUCUGGACCGACACCAGGCCAUCAGGAGCCCGCUGAAGGAGACGUUCUCGGCGCCGACCCUCAUCCUUGCCGCCUGGGGAACGGCUCUGCUAUCCUCCCUCCCGCAGGCGUACGUCUUCAGUGCAGUAGAGGUCGAUGGCGAGGACAUCCAGCACUGCAAGUCCAUAUUUGGCUCGGUACCGCUGUGGCAUCGGCAGGCGUACAUCACCUACGCCGCGACGGUGCUCUUCCUCAUCCCGCUCAUCAUCAUCGCCGUGACCUACGCUCGAAUCUUGAAGAAAAUCUCAGACAAGGUCAAGGAGGGCAAGUCGUCUAAGAGAGCUACAUUCAACAAGAAAGGGAAAGUCUAUCUACAGAGCACCGGAACAGGAACACUGUCCAAGGCCAAGAUCAAGACCCUGAAGAUGACCAUAGUGAUCAUCCUGACCUUCUUCAUCUGCGGCGCUCCCUACUUCAUCAUCGAGAUGUGGAUGGCCUUCGGAGACCCGUCCAAGCUCAACCCUGACGUCAUCGCCGUGCUCGGCAUCUUCGCCAGCGCCAACACCGCCACCAACCCGUUCGUGUUCCUGUACUUUAACACCACACAGGCGUGUCUGAAGGAGCUGGGACAGGCGGACAAGACUGGCGGCUACGGGCUCUCCACCAAGAGCACCCGGAUCCAGCGGAGACCGACCGGAAGGACGCACCUCGCCAUGGAGAUGGUGGAUCUCCCCAUCAUAAUCCGUACCCGCUCCAGCAUGAAGAUGUCAUCUCUGCCGGACAAUGAGACUUACACAACCGUGCUGUUCACCCCAGCCUCCAGCACGGUGGAACCGGAGAAAGAGAAGUGAUUUACGUACGUUUCAUGCGUAACAAACUCUAGUUGAUGACACUCUCGAUUGACCGACUGCUCCUCAUCUGCCCAGUAACGUAGUCCCAGGAUCUUAGCCAAAUACUUUUGUCUCUCACAAAUGUAAAUGAUAGGCAAAUGAAUCUUUUAUUAGCACUAUCUAAAAAAAUCAAACUACACUGUAUCUACCAAAAAUUAUGACGAUGCGUCAACCUCUUCUGAAAUAAUUUCCUUUCUAAAUCUGAAAUAAAGCAGCUCCUGUAGUUCCAAGAAGCUGCUAAGGGGCCCAGACCUGCACCCCGUACUCUCUGUCCCAAGAGCUAUCCACAACCAUAACAUAUGCAAAACUCGGUAUAUCAAAAUCGGAACUUGCGCGGCAGUAUCAAACCGCUUGGGGAUAAAAUUUCAAGGUCUCAUCAUGACCUACUUGUAUCUAUAUUGCAUAUUAAUACAACCCUUUUAGGCCUUCUCGAGUUAUGUUGUCCAUCCACAAACAUGUACAUACAAACGCUACCAAAACAGGACCCUCGUGGCGAAAGUAACAAGUUUGCCGACGUCGUUGUUCCGUGCAAGUGAACACGUACGCGUUACAGUAUCACGCUAACACUCAUCCCUAUCUCGUCUCCAAAACAAAUUUCAUGUGUCCAAAGACGAUCUUAUUCUUUCCCUCUACUAACUACAAAAGCUUCAAAAGAGUAAAUUAGUUACCCACCUAUAGCUUCUAGUAUCUCUCAACGUUUACUCUGAGGUUCCAUUUUCACAUAAUCCCCGCAUUUAAAGACACUCGGGCGUCCAACCUUGCCAUUUCUUUUAUCCUUUUGACGCCAACGUAUUCUCCAAAGGUGUGCUUGGCUGUUUGCGCGGUUGUAAAACCUGGCGCGGUGGAUUGGAUGGAGAACAAGUUGAAGUUACUUGAUGUAAGUACAUUAAAAACAUUCCAUAAAAGUAGUUCAGACUUUCAAUGUCAAGUAUGUGUGUUAUUCAGUUCUAUCCUCUCCUAUUGAACUUGUUAACCACCCUGAAGGUCUUUGAAGUACGUUCAAGACGUUCCAAGAGUUUGUGAUUAUGUCACAUGCUGUUUGCACGCACUGAAAGUUGGAUACUAUCCAGACUAUCCUAUGUGUAAAACUGUACUUAGGACGUAAAUGCUUCCGAAAUUUCAGAUGAACAGAAAAUCUAACCGCACUCGAGCUUUGGCAAUAAGAUCUUAGGCGGUCUCGUUUCUAGAACUUUCCUACAUUUCUGUUGACAAGUGAUAACCACCCAAAUCUCACACUCCGCCAUGGGACAUCGUAAUGAUAUACUUCUUUUCAAUUUCGGAAAGUUUCGACCUAUCCUGACUUGUAAUCUCUGUUCACAUGUUUGGCCGUAUGGCUAAAUGGCAAUUACAAAUUUCUAGAUAUCCAACAGUACGUUUUAUAGUUCAUGAGUCAAUGUGGAUGUUUUUGGUAGAUAAUGCCCUGUGUUCUUCAUUAUGUGAAACACACGUUAAAGUAUUAAGGUGAAAGUGAUGAAAGACCCAAAGUAAUGAAUACGAAAUAUUCUUUAAAUAUAUUAUUGUAUCAAAUGUAACUUAAUACUUAUAUCCAGGUAACAGACUGUAUCGUGCCAUGUGACAAAUUGUGUAUUGGAAUGUAUAUUUUCUUAGUAUUGUAGACCUAAACCUCACUCUGACUUUCAAACAUUCAUGGCGUCAACUACCGUCGUGAAGAUGACGUUAUUGUUGUAGUCAUGUGAUUGACAAUGUUGUGCGGAGACUGCCUUGUGUGAUAUCUGUUAUUGCUUUUAAAUAGACAGGAGAUGUUGUUUGGUUUUAAAACACUGGAUCUGUGUUUGCCAAUGAUUUUCAUUCAGCCAAUGAUUUUCAUUCAGCCAAUGGUUUUCAUUAAGGAAUGAUUUCCAUUAAG
Molecule: messenger RNA, 3342 nt
Organism: Branchiostoma floridae (Florida lancelet)
Lineage: Eukaryota; Metazoa; Chordata; Leptocardii; Amphioxiformes; Branchiostomatidae
Product: mesotocin receptor-like
Exons: 3
Coding region: 156-1436 (426 amino acids)
Biological process (GO): G protein-coupled receptor signaling pathway
Cellular component (GO): membrane
Molecular function (GO): peptide binding; G protein-coupled receptor activity
Source: RefSeq, a predicted model, not a curated record